CCGCGCGCACGCGCCGCGCGCCGCCGGCCGGCGAGCCGGGCGCAAGAGACAUAUCUGACCAGCUGCCGUUCUUGGAGUACGAGCUGCAUAAACUGCUGCUGGCCAAGCUGAGGAUGCAGGGUGCGAACGCGCUAUUCAACCUCCAAACACAAAUCGCGAUCGGCGAGCGCUGCGUCAUGGCACUCGCUAGCGGCACCGCCGUCCGACUUACGGCGCUGCCGCCGCCAGCGCCGCCUAGGAUCAAGGCAUCUGAAAAUGACAAGGAAGCGUUAGAAAUACAAAAAGCAUUAUGGGACUCGUUCACAGCUAACAAAACAGCAAAUGGAUUCGACACGGGCGGUCCAGAACACAGCACGAACGGUGCACUACCGGAGAUCGAGGGUGAGGAGCCGCCCGCGUUAGACCUAUGUGCGGACAAAGACGCCUGCGUAUUGGAGCUUGAUGAGGCUGAGGAU
Ostrinia furnacalis (Asian corn borer) is the source of this 455-nucleotide messenger RNA. RefSeq names its product C2 domain-containing protein 5-like. NCBI's taxonomy places the organism in Eukaryota, Metazoa, Arthropoda, Insecta, Lepidoptera, Crambidae. The transcript has 4 exons. The annotation marks the transcript as partial. The record is from RefSeq and is a predicted model, not a curated record. Gene Ontology annotation, molecular function: calcium-dependent phospholipid binding; calcium ion binding. Gene Ontology annotation, cellular component: plasma membrane. Gene Ontology annotation, biological process: intracellular protein transmembrane transport; positive regulation of protein targeting to membrane; protein localization to plasma membrane.